Drosophila biarmipes is the source of this 1676-nucleotide messenger RNA. RefSeq names its product aspartate aminotransferase, mitochondrial (gene Got2). Gene Ontology annotation, cellular component: mitochondrion. The transcript has 5 exons. NCBI's taxonomy places the organism in Eukaryota, Metazoa, Arthropoda, Insecta, Diptera, Drosophilidae. The record is from RefSeq and is a predicted model, not a curated record. Gene Ontology annotation, molecular function: L-aspartate:2-oxoglutarate transaminase activity; pyridoxal phosphate binding. Gene Ontology annotation, biological process: biosynthetic process; L-aspartate catabolic process. The coding region runs from base 80 to 1375 and encodes 431 amino acids.
UAAUCAGUUUAAAAUCAAAAUUCACGUUUGUACAAAAUUUUCUGUUUUUCUUUGCGUAAGCGUUUAAAUUGGUUUCGCUAUGAACAGAAGCAUUCUGAUGACGCUAAAGGAUAUUGCUAAUGUGUGGGCCACCGACUCGAGACAGCGGACAUGCCGGGCGAAAACAGCAUCAACCUGGUUCUCUGAGGUGCAAAUGGGUCCUCCCGAUGCCAUUUUGGGAGUGACUGAGGCCUUCAAGAAGGACAAGAACCCGAAGAAGAUCAACUUGGGCGCUGGCGCCUAUCGCGAUGACAACACUCAGCCCUUUGUGCUGCCCAGUGUGCGGGAGGCGGAGAAGAGGGUACUGAGCCGUAAUUUGGACAAGGAGUACGCCACCAUCAUCGGAAUUCCCGAGUUCUACAACAAAGCCAUUGAACUGGCCUUGGGCACGGGAUCCAAGCGUCUGGCGGCCAAGCACAAUGUGACCGCCCAGUCCAUCAGUGGAACUGGAGCUCUGCGCAUCGGAGCCGCCUUCCUGGCCAAAUUCUGGAAGGGCAACCGCGAAAUCUACAUCCCAUCGCCAUCGUGGGGCAACCAUGUGGCCAUCUUCGAGCACGCCGGUCUGCCUGUGAACAGGUAUCGCUACUACAACAAGGACACCUGUGCCCUGGACUUUGCCGGCCUGAUCGAGGAUCUGAAGAAAAUCCCCGAGAAGAGCAUCGUUCUGCUGCACGCCUGCGCCCACAACCCAACUGGAGUGGAUCCCACCCUGGAACAGUGGAAAGAGAUCUCCGCCGUGGUGAAGAAGCGCAAUCUGUACCCCUUCAUCGACAUGGCCUACCAGGGAUUCGCCACCGGUGACAUCGACCGCGAUGCCCAGGCUGUGCGCACCUUCGAGGCCGAUGGCCACGACUUCGCCUUGGCCCAAAGUUUCGCCAAGAACAUGGGACUGUAUGGCGAGCGUGCUGGUGCCUUCUCUGUCAUUUGCUCCGACGAGGAGGAGGCUGCCCGUGUGCUGUCCCAGGUUAAGAUCCUGAUCCGCGGUCUGUACUCCAACCCCCCCGUUCAUGGAGCUCGCAUUGCCGCCGAGAUCCUGAACAACGAGGACCUGCGCGCCCAGUGGCUAAAGGAUGUGAAGCUGAUGGCCGACCGCAUCAUCAAUGUGCGCAGCCAGCUGAAGAACAACCUGGAGAAACUGGGAUCCAGCCAGAACUGGGACCACAUUGUCAACCAAAUCGGCAUGUUCUGUUUCACCGGACUGAAGCCCGAGCAGGUGCAGAAGCUGAUCAAGGAGCACAGCGUCUAUCUGACCAACGAUGGUCGCGUUUCGAUGGCGGGAGUCACCAGCAAGAAUGUCGAGUACCUGGCCGAGAGCAUACACAAGGUCACCAAGUAGAGUGGAGUUGUAGUCACGUGUAGAGACCAGUGGAUAUCGAAGUUGAGAUGGAGUUUCUGUAGUACCUUCUUGUCGGCACAUGUACGAAUUUUCUAGCACCAACGAAAUCAAGAACUCUAGUUAAACCAAUGCAUUUUGCACACUCUCUAUAUCUCUGUAUAUAAGCUAAAUGAUCUGCCUUUUGGAAAGUAAAGCAUUUUAAAUGUUAGAAAAUACAAUGGCUUUAAAUAAUGUUUAGGGAAAAAGAAGAGCUCCUUUUGAAAACAAUAUUAAAUUCUGGAUAAUUAAAUUAUAAAAAAUA